CACCAGCUCUCACUUGUGUUAGUUUCAGAUUGUCACAGUGUUCCAGUGUACUUAUUAAAAUUCCAAACUUUUUCAUUUUUCCUUCACCAGCAUUUAACCCCUCUUCUCUCUUCUCUCUGAGCUGAGGUCUACCUUCCAUGUUUGGCCAAACCCUAGAUCUGUCCCCCCUGUAGAUUCUCUGGGAAGUGGAAGGAGGACUAGAUAAUACUGAAUUGAUUUGGGUCUGGAUUUAGAGAGGGAAGAGAGAAGGAAAAAAGAGUAGAAUUAAGAGAGGAAAGAUGAGUGGAACAGCUUCGACAUCGGUGGCAGUAGGGCUGGGGAUAGGGGGAGGAGGGGAGAUGGGGUAUGGGGGGUAUAGGGCACCAUUCACAGCAGUGCAAUGGCAGGAGCUGGAGCACCAAGCGAUGAUAUACAAAUACCUGGUGGCUGGCUUGCCAGUGCCACCAGACCUGGUUAUGCCAAUUCGUCGCAGCUUUGAGGCUCUUUCUGCCCGUUUCUUCCACCAUCCUUCUUUGGGCUAUUGUUCCUAUUAUGGGAAGAAAUUUGAUCCUGAGCCUGGGAGAUGCCGGAGGACAGAUGGAAAGAAGUGGAGGUGCUCUAAAGACGCACAUCCAGACUCCAAAUAUUGCGAGCGGCACAUGCACCGUGGUCGCAACCGUUCAAGAAAGCCUGUGGAAUCCCAAUCUAAUUCGCAGCCCAUGUCAACUGCGAUGUCCCACAUAUCUAGUGGGUGCGGUAGUAACAGUGGAAGCUUCCAAGUCAGUGGCAGUGGAAGCUUUCAGAACAUGCCGUUGUAUUCUGUUGUUAAUUCAGAAGGAUCAUCUUUUGGAAGCAAUGUGACAAAGCUGCAGAUGGAACCUAUUUCCUAUGGAAUUGAUAACAAGGAAUUCAGGUAUGUUCAUGGACUAACUCCUGAUGCUGAUGACCACAGUUUCUCUCCGGAGGUUUCUGGAAGUGUGGGAAGUCUGGGUCUAGGCUCUUGUGCAGGAACCGGCUCAUGGCGACUCAUGCCGUCUCAAGUCCCAUCAAGUUCCCUGUUAAAGCAGAAAUCUGAUUCCCUUUUGCUGGGCCCUUCUUCUACUCAACAAAAUAUGCCUCAUGCUUUUGAGCCAAUCACUACUACUGCCUCGAAACAGCGGCAGCAGCACUGCUUUUUGGGGAAUGAGAUUGGUUCGCCGGGUGCCGUAAAGCAGGAGCAACAUCCGGUGCAUCCAUUCUUUAGCGAGUGGCCCACAACUAAAGAAUCAUGGUCCACCCUGGAUGACGAUGAUGGGUCCAACAAAAAUGUUUUCUCCUCGACCCAGCUCUCCAUUUCAAUUCCGAGGGCAUCGUCUGACUUUUCUUCAAGAGCUGCUUACUCCCAAAACGGUGAGUUGAAGGGGCUACAACUGUAGCAACCAAGAUGCUUGAGGGAAGAUGCUUAGAACAAUAAAACCAAUCAGGUGGCUGCUGCUUUGCUGAUUGACGGCGUAGUUCGUGGACGUAUGUGCUUGUUAUGAAGUUCAAUGUAACCGUAUCAGUUGUCGACUUUUUUAAUGUUUUUUAACUGUCAUUGGUGUUCAGCAUACUCUUUAAGUGAACUCUAUAUGUUGUAAAGUCAGAUUCUUCCUCAACUUCAGCACCUUUGAAUAAGCGUAUUGUAUUAGUCUUUGCCCCUAGUGCUGACGCCUUCGGUUUUGCUUAUAACUAUUGGCCGUAAUAAAGCAAAGAAUUUGUGAAUA
This is a messenger RNA of Sesamum indicum (sesame), 1721 nucleotides long. The record is from RefSeq and is a predicted model, not a curated record. NCBI's taxonomy places the organism in Eukaryota, Viridiplantae, Streptophyta, Magnoliopsida, Lamiales, Pedaliaceae.